Porites evermanni is the source of this 813-nucleotide messenger RNA. The record is from the annotation of a GenBank genome assembly. NCBI's taxonomy places the organism in Eukaryota, Metazoa, Cnidaria, Anthozoa, Scleractinia, Poritidae.
AUGAAUGGUAACGAUUUGUCAAAAUUUCGAUAUGACAAGGCCAUAGUCUGUGGGAUACCUUCAUCGCUGCCUGCUGCUGCACAAAGACAGAGUGGUUGCCUGGAGCCGGUUAACUUGAGCAAAGCAUUAAACCAACAUGCUAACUACGUUCGAGCUUUGAAAAAUAUGGGAUUGAAAGUCAUAGAGCUUACAGCGGACGAACAGUACCCAGACUGUGUAUUUGUUGAAGAUGCUGCAGUGGUGUGUGGUGACAUUGCUUUAGUUUGUAGGUUGGGUCACCCAACCAGACGUGGCGAGUCCGCCAGGAUGAAAACUGUGCUACAGGAGCUUGGUUUGAGUGUGGAAGAAAUGGAACACCCUGCUACUCUAGAUGGAGGGGACGUCCUCUUCACAGGUAAAGAAUUCUUAGUGGGAUUAUCUAAGAGAACGAAUCAGCAAGGAGUACACAUCUUAGCGAAAACGUUCGGUGACUAUCCUGUGACAGCCAUUUCAGUUUCGAAUCACCUGCAUCUAAAAUCCUUGAUGUCGAUGGCUGGACCUGACACUGUCUUGGUUGGAGGAAGUAGUGAAGCAGACGACGUUUGGAAUGAAGUUGAGAAAAAAGCGAAGUUCAAGUAUGAAAAGCUUACUGUUCCUGAGGAUAAAGCCGCGAAUUGUCUGUUUGUUAAUGGAACGCUGUUCCAUUUGACCUCAGCAGAAAUUCCAAGAAGUUAUGAAGUAUUCAAGCAACUUCCCGAUCCAAAGAUUGAGGUGGAAAAUUCUGAACUGCAUAAAGUUGACGGCGGCUUAACUUGUUUGUCUAUACUGAUCUGA